Messenger RNA from Ectocarpus sp. CCAP 1310/34, 2132 nucleotides. The record is from the annotation of a GenBank genome assembly. NCBI's taxonomy places the organism in Eukaryota, Phaeophyceae, Ectocarpales, Ectocarpaceae.
CGGAUUCCAGCGUUUGUUUACCGCAAACACACCCUCCUGACCCUAAAGCCUUCGACACCGCUCCGAUAGAAUACACGGCAAGGUAUCAGUUGUGAUUGUAAGCUCUGAUGUUAUCAGAGGCAGUGGUUAGAGAUGAUGAACCGAGGGAAGCUGGCAACCAAGAAGACUUUACUUCAACCACAGGAGGUCUUGGCGUCGCAUCUUCGCUUGCCUGCGCCAGGGUGGAGAGUAGCCUGCAUUUAUUCGGUGGGGUGUUCGUCGGCAAGGCUGCCGAGGCGUACUGGACGGCGAUCUUGCAGCUGCGAAGGGGCGAUGGCUCCUGCUUCGAGGAUAGCCAGACCGGCGCCGCGAGAGGAGACGCGCGGCGGGCCGACGGCGCAAUUCGCGGGCUGAAACGGAAACGAGCGGGAGCGAUGGCAUCAAGCGAUGCCACCCCGCGUGCCCCGGAGGGGCAGGCGGCGGCUCAAGCAAAGGCUGCAGGGCAGGGCUGUACGACCUUCGUAUCAGAGUGCAGUUUGCCCACCGAGAAGGGGAACUUCCGGUUGCGAGCCUAUCGGUACGCGGACGGGGUGAAGACGCAUGAACCUGUUGUCAUGGUUGCGGGGAACGUGCGAGGCCGAGAAAACGUACCUGUGCGAGUCCACGACCAGUGCCAGACAUCAGAGGUGCUCGGGUCGAAACGAUGCGACUGUCGCGAGCAGCUAGACAUGUCGCUGCGGUACAUCCAGGAGCACGGGGGUGGCGUUGUGAUCUACCUCGCGCAGGAGGGCCGCGGAAUUGGGCUUGCGAACAAGGUCGCUGCGUACGCGCUCCAGGAUGAUGGGCUGGACACUGUAGAAGCAAAUCGACAGCUCGGCUUUGAAGACGACGAACGCUCGUACGAGUGCGUCGAAUUCAUCCUUGGAGACAUGGACAUAAAAAGUGUUCAACUCAUCACCAACAACCCUUUCAAGAUCGGUUGGCUGAGGGCCAUGGGGGUCAAGGUGGAGGGGCGCAUUCCCAUCGAGGUGCCCGCCAAUGAGCACAACCACGGUUACCUCGAAGCGAAGGCUAGCCGCAUGAGCCACCUCAUUAAUAGUUUAUAGGAAGGGUUUCUCUCGUGGCUACGCCUCCUUUGGAGGCAGUACGCACCGAUUGGUGACCGGUGUUGUUCGUAGGUGUGGUUAUAGAGCGUUGAGAGGACAACGUUGCGGUAAUAGGGUUGUACUUUGCGGGCAAGGUAGGGAGGGUGCAAAUUACAGUGUGUAACUCGAACGUUCUUCAUGACCCAUGCGGAGGAAGUUUGGAUGUCAGUGUGAUCGAGGUCGACGGUGGCGGGAAAUGUGCAGAUAGUACCAUAUUUGUUGCGUGUGGAUUCUCCCGUCAGUUUGCCCCAUGUAGUUGAGGAGCGAUAGGAGCACCAUACCGUUUUCCGUGCCACGGGGUGCUAGUAUUUUUCAGGCCAUGUGUUGAGGAAGAGACAACUGUGAGAGUGUUGCUGAGGAUGACGCCAAGUGUUGGAGUCGGUGGUGUGGUUGGUGUCCAACGAUAAUACACAGCAUAGACUUUAAUGAACCGGCGUCAGACUUUUUGUAUCGACUACAGAGGACAAAAGGCGUACGAAUGGAUGGCCUUCUUUGCCCAAGAAAGUCUUGAAUAACCCCGAACAAAGCUGCGAAUGCUUGACUGUAGGUUAAGGAGGCUUGCAAGAUGCGGGGACAAGCCUUGGGAGACAAGUGUAACGCCGCAGUCGUUCAACGUCUUAACUCCGUGACAGCAGCGAUGCCGGGCUCAUGAUCGACUUGCUACUCUUUCAAGCGACUCGUACUCUGUUUCGCUGAUGGUGCGGUGCCCCCCGAAGCAACUGGGAAAGCCAUUUCCUCCCAAUAUUUGGUUGCCGCUAUUUUGUACGUGCAGAAAUGCCGACCAAAACGCGAGCUUGCCAUUCGCUACCCACCGCUUUGCAAUGGCUAGCAUUAUCGUCGCCAUCACGUUCAUCGGCAUGCAAACAACGACAGCGGAACACCUACGGAGCGGCGGUACACAGCUGUUUAGAGGAAUGCCGUACAUUCGCCAAACUAUUAAUAGUAAACCAGAAUAGAACGUUGUGUUACGAACGAGUAGAGCGAACUCAACGCAAAAUUUAGUUCACG